This is a messenger RNA of Tachysurus fulvidraco (yellow catfish), 7621 nucleotides long. It is a transcript of the gene agap1, whose product is annotated as ArfGAP with GTPase domain, ankyrin repeat and PH domain 1. The record is from RefSeq and is a predicted model, not a curated record. Gene Ontology annotation, molecular function: GTPase activator activity; GTPase activity; GTP binding. The coding region runs from base 639 to 4352 and encodes 1237 amino acids. Gene Ontology annotation, cellular component: nucleus. NCBI's taxonomy places the organism in Eukaryota, Metazoa, Chordata, Actinopteri, Siluriformes, Bagridae. The transcript has 19 exons.
CUCCGUGUAUCAGAGCGCGCGCGCUGUGCAGAAGAGACGAAUCUACAGCUGCAGUCUUUACAGCACCUCACUCUGAAGCGCGGAAACUCAAUUGGGACGUUUGUGGGUUUAUUUGGACGGAAAUAACGUUAGGACGCCGCCGUGCGAGAGCGAGGCGAGGGCACGCGCGCACAAACUUGACCGGGGCGGACGGUCCGGGGCAUUAUCGCACUGUCCGGGGUAAUAUUUUCACGCAAGAUGGACAGCAUCGCUGCGGGAAACGGAACAGGAUCUUUAACCACAGCGAGCACUUUGUCUUAACCCCGGGACGUUUGUGAGGACCCAUAUGGAGUUUAGGACGUUUCUCUGUUGGGUCGGUAAUCGUUGAUGAUGAUAUUUUUUGGGAAAGCUGUCAGUGUAAGUGACGGUCACUCCGGAGAGUUAAACGUCUGGUAUGCUGUUGUAUUUUAGCUUUAACUGAAACAUUCACUCGGAUUUGAGCCUUUAUUAUUAUUAUUAUUAUUAUUAUUAUUAUUAUUAUUAUUAUUAUUAUUAUUAUUGCUCUGUAUGAGUGGUGUGACCUGUGAUCAUCCCUCUUUAAUGAUACCACGGCUCAGUCUAUUUAUUUUUCAGUCUAUUUAUUUUUUUGUGUCUAAAGAAUGUAUCUGCUUGAUGGAAAUUGUGUGGAAAGGAUGGAUCGGGGAACACCGCAAAGGAAAACUGUUUACAGGAUCUCUCUUACCUUAGUAAAAAGGGAGAGCUUGCAAGAAGGUGGCAGUGCUGCUCCGGUGCACCGGCGACUGGAGAACCCCAAGGUGAGCGCGUACCGGCGGGAAGGCUCGGUAGAAAUCCAGCGCACUUGUCUCUUGGAACAGGUCAAAGAAGUGGAAGACGAAACCGAUGAGUUGUCUUCACAGGCAUACAGGAACUUCAGAACGUUUAGCACCGGGCAGCUGGAACUGAGUAGGUCAAAAAUUUCUCGAAGGGCACUUAAUUUGCGCAAAGAUAAUUCAAUGGGCUCAAAUGAAAUGUGCACCAGGACAUCACCAGAGGAUGCUUGCAGCACUGAACGGAUGGAAAAUGGUGCUAAGCUGCAUGAAAAUAAUGGGCACGCAAGGGCAAUGAAUGAGUGUAAUGAAAUGAAAGAGGUUGAGACUGAGGGAAGCUGCAGAGCAGCAGCUGGCAAUGGGGAAAAUGUGGGUGUGAAAAUCGGACGAAUCCUCCAGACGUCCAGGAGCGCUGAAGAGCAGGUCAGCAUAUGUGGUGCUGAGGAUCUGGUAUCUGAAGAGGGCGGCAGUCUUCCCAAGGACAACAGCCUUGCUUCUUUGUUUGCCAAAGGGAACGGAAGUGCCGCCAAGCAAGCACCCCAGACCCCGCCAGCCAAGAGGCACCCGAGCUUGCUGCGUCGGAGUUUCAGCUUUCGCCACUGGGCCGGAGGGGAGCUGCUGCGGCUCCGAGCCCUCUCCAAAGAGAAGCAUCACAGCAGCUCAGGCUGCAUUGGCCGUGAUGAGGCUCAGACUCGAUCCUCUGUAGUCUUGCAGAACCCAGCUGCCGAGGAGUCUGAGAAGGGCAGCACUGUAGAUGUGGAUGAGGUUUUCAUUCAGAUGGACUCUUUGAAAGAACCCAGUCGCAGGGACCGUGCCAAGGGUAAAAACCGCACACUAGACAACAGUGAUCUACUCAGGCUCUCUGAGAAACCGCUUGUGGAGAAAGAGAGCUUUCUCAGAGCUGCCGGACUUCGUUCCAGUGGCCAGGAGCGCAGACUUCUCCGCUUCUUCAGCGGGAUCUUCUUAAAGAAGGACAGUACCUCCACGCCAGUGAGCAGCCCCAGCAGUCGUUUCCUUCGCAAGAAUGGCCUGAUGAGCGCCCAGAGGAGGGCCAUCAAGGGCUACUCACAGUCUAGCACUGAGAGUGUGAACGGCUUCCUGCGUGAAGAUGCCUUUGUGAACAGCCAGGAAUGGACCCUGAGUCGCUCAGUACCAGACCUCAAAGUGGGGAUUGUGGGCAACUUGGCCAGUGGGAAGUCUGCUCUGGUGCACAGGUAUCUGACGGGGACGUAUGUUCAGGAAGAAAGCCCAGAAGCUGAUAUGGAUGCAGGUGGACGCUUUAAAAAGGAGAUAGUCGUGGACGGACAGAGCUAUCUCCUCCUCAUCAGAGACGAAGGAGGCCCUCCGGAGGCUCAGUUUGCAUUGUGGGUGGAUGCAGUGAUAUUCGUCUUUAGUCUAGAGGACGAGAUCAGCUUUCAGACAGUCUAUCAUUACUACAGCCGCCUGGCAAACUACCGCAACACUGCUGACGUGCCCCUGGUGCUAGUGGGAACUCAGGAUGCUAUAAGUGCAGCUAACCCUCGUGUUAUUGAUGACGUUCGAGCACGCAAACUCUCCAAUGACCUGAAGAGAUGCACAUACUAUGAAACCUGUGCCACCUACGGCCUUAACGUGGAGCGUGUCUUUCAGGACGUGGCUCAGAAAAUUGUUGCAAACCGGAAGAAGCAGCAGUUAUCGAUCGGGCCUUGCAAGUCCCUCCCCAACUCUCCCAGCCACUCGUCUGUGUGUGCGGCGCCCGUUACAGCAGUGCACAUAGCUCAGACCAGUAAUGGUGGAGGCAGUCUGAGCGAUUACUCCUCCUCGGUACCCUCCACUCCCAGCACAAGCCAGAAGGAGCUCCGCAUCGACGUGCCUCAGACGGCCAACACGCCGACGCCAGUUCGCAAGCAGUCAAAGCGUCGCUCCAACCUGUUCACGUCUCGCAAGGCGAGCGAACCAGACAAGGAGAAGAAAGGACUGGAGAGCCGAGCGGACAGUAUCGGAAGCGGCCGCGCAAUCCCAAUUAAGCAGGGAAUGCUCAUGAAGAGGAGCGGCAAGUCACUAAACAAAGAGUGGAAGAAGAAAUACGUCACCCUUUGUGACAACGGAGUUCUGACCUACCACCCCAGCUUGCAUGACUACAUGCAGAACGUACAUGGGAAAGAGAUCGACCUGCUGCGCACUACAGUCAAGGUCCCUGGAAAAAGACCCCCGAGGGCCAUCUCUACCUGCGCAGCCUCCGGCCCCAAAACAAACGGCCUGGCCAAGGACAUGAGCAACUUACAGCUAGCACAAGCUCCAGGCUCUGUGAGCAGUAGCUCAUCAGCAUCUCAGAUGGCGAGUGGCAUCAGUCUGGUAUCCUUUAACAGCAGGCCGGACGGAAUGCACCAGCGCUCGUACUCCGUGUCCAGCGCCGACCAGUGGAGUGACGCCACUGUCAUCGCCAACUCAGGGGUCAGCACAGAUACUGGUCUGGGAGACUCGGUUUGCUCCAGUCCCAGUAUAUCCAGCACAACCAGUCCUAAAAUGGACCCUCCUCCAUCACCACAUGCCAACCGCAAGAAACAUCGCCGGAAGAAGAGCACCAGCAAUUUCAAAGCUGAUGUCUUCUCCGGUACAGCGGAAGAGCAAGAGGAGAAUUUUGAGUUCAUCAUUGUGUCAUUGACGGGUCAAACAUGGCACUUUGAAGCCACUUCGUAUGAGGAACGUGAUGCCUGGGUGCAGGCCAUCGAGAGCCAGAUCCUGGCCAGUCUGCAGUCCUGUGAGAGUAGCAAGCAGAAGUCGCGUCUGACCAGCCAGUCUGAAGCAAUUGCACUGCAGUCAGUCAGGAAUAUGAGAGGAAACUCUCGCUGCGCCGACUGCGAGGCCCAAAACCCUGACUGGGCGAGCCUGAACCUCGGAGCUCUCAUCUGUAUCGAGUGUUCAGGUAUCCACCGGAAUCUCGGCACUCACCUGUCCCGCGUACGCUCUCUCGACCUGGACGAGUGGCCUCUCGAGCUCAUCAAGGUCAUGUCUGCCAUCGGCAAUGAUCUGGCCAAUACUGUGUGGGAGGCCAAUGCACAGGGUCGACUAAAGCUCGCACCUGACGCCAGCAGGGAGGAGCGUGAACGCUGGAUCCGGGCCAAGUACGAGCAGAAGCUGUUUGUGGCGUCUCUGCCAUGUGUGGAUCUGACUCUUGGACAACAGCUGUUGCGUGCUACCGCUGAAGAGGACCUGCGCUUAGUGGUGCUGCUGCUUGCACACGGCUCGCGAGAUGAAGUGAACGAGACGUGCGGUGAAGGAGAUGGCCGCACUGCGCUGCAUCUGGCCUGCCGCAAGGGCAAUGUGGUGAUCACACAGCUUCUCAUCUGGUACGGGGUCGACAUCAUGGCACGUGAUGCCCACGGCAACACAGCGCUGGCAUAUGGACGCCAAGCCAACAGUCAGGAGUGUGUGGACAUAUUACUGCAGUAUGGCUGCCCAGAUGAGCGCUACCCGCUCAUGGCCACGCCCAACCUCUCACGUAGAAACAACAACCGCAACAACAGCUGCAGCAGCAGCAGCACGGGCAGCACCGCCCUUAUCUGACACACACACUCUCUUAACACAAGCUUAAUGUGCAUACUCGGAAUGAAACUCAAAUACACAUUCAUUUGCAUACACUAUCCCUCACACUAACGCAAACACGGCUCUUCCUCCUCUUAGCUAGACACAGAUUUAGAAUUGUGAAAGAAGUACAUACUACACUCACGGGACCCACUGACCGCGAUGAUGAAGAUAAAACACUAACAGAACCACUGAGUUUGCACUCACACUGCCUCGCACCACCACUAGCUUGUAUUGAGGGAGUUAAUCUUUCUACCUGUCUAGCCAAUCACAUAGUCACUCCUACGUCAGGUGACCUGCGUUGAGAUAAUGACCCGUCUUCUAUCUGCAUGUCAGCAACGUGAUGGCCGAAUAAACUGUCUAAACCUGCUGCUGCCUCCGUCCACAAAUGCUGCAAGUUGCAUGAUUGGAGAUGAACACAAGAUCAGGAGCUUACAGAAUGGCAGGUGACACGUCCAGUUAGACUUCUCAAAGCAACUUGGCCCUUAUGUCCUCUUUCUGUGCGGCUUUUUUGCGUGACUGAAAUGGACUGGACAUGACGCUGGAUCAGUCCCAGAGAUCCUAGAGAACUUUAGCAGUGCGUUCCUGUUUGGUGCUUUUGAAUGCACAUGUACUGUGAUACUUUUGCCCUUUGCCACCCUUUCACUUAAAUGUUUAGCACAAUUAUGUGAAUUUCUGCCCUUUGUACAAUUUUUUUUCUGCUUUUUUAUGUAAUGUGAAAAGACAGUGUCUCAAAAGACGUCUCAAAGACCAUUUCGGAAAACAUCCAAAUACAAGAUGAGGCUUGUAAACAUUUUCUUUCUUUCUUUCUUUCUUUCUUUCUUUCUUUCUUUCUUUCUUUCUUUCUUUCUUUCUUUUUCAUUUGAAUUUUGAUAGCGGGUUGUACGAAAUUCCUUGGGCAUUUGUGGACCAUGUGAAAAUCUAACCUGUCCAUGUGAAUAGCUAACACUAGCUUAGUGCUCAUAACUUUUUAUUCUUCCAUUGUCUACUAUACAGAACUAAAGGGAAUUACCUACCUGAUUAAUAGUUUUUCACCUCGGCUGCUAGCCAGCUGCAUGCUUCUUUUUUCCCCAGCUUCAGAUGUUCAGGAAUUGGUUAGCUGAUGAGUCAUGUGAUGACGGGCAUGAAAGUGACGAGCUUCAGACUCUAUUCUCUGAAGUGCUUGUCACAAUCGACUGUGUGCGCGCGCGUGUGUGAGAGACAUGGCAAAGUCUUUCUUAUUCACGUUAGCCAUAUUGAUAUUGAUCAAUACAGACUUGUUUCCAAAUGAUACAGCAUGCAGAGUGGAGCAGGCUCUGACCUCACAGGCUCGUCAAUAUCAAAUGUGCAGCGUCUGCAUUUCUCUCAUGCUUUAUGGUGGAAACAUUAGUGAGGGACGAGCCUGCAGCCUCAUUUAGUCGUUUUUACUCAAUAUUAGGUGCUCAGGAGAAGCAGGAGAACUCUCCACUGUAUGCUACAUACUUAUUCAUUUCAGAGACUCUGUGUGUGUGUGUGUGUGUGUGUGUGUGUGUGUGUGUGUGUGUGUGUGUGUGUGUGUGUGUGAGUGAGUGAGAGAGCACAGGUUCAUUUGUCAGCAUUGCUUGAAAUGUCCAUACAUUAUCCACUCAUUACUUGCUGAGGCCUUGGAGUGCAGAGCCCUGUUCGGCUCAGUGAAGAGAUCUGUUCAUCUUUUCCUGCGCUGUACCCUUUUCAUCGUUUUCACUCUGUCAUUUUGUCUUUUAUAGAAUCUCUUUGGUGGAAAACUUAGUAAAAAUGAAGAGAAUAAGUAUUUUUCCCCCUGAAAAAGGCCUUUUAACAUUCUAGCCUGACUGACCUUUGGGCUUGAUGCCAGGUUGUGUCAAAUGAUCAUGCAAGUGUGUGUGUUUACUAGUGCUUUCUAUCUCUCUAAUCUUUGUCUCUUUCCUGAGUGUUGUUCUUGAUGUCUUGAACAUUGUCUCCGCACGUGUGUUUGUGCUGUACGGGCUCGAGCCUGGACUCACCUGUAUUUAAGCAAUACAAAGCCAGAUGAAAGCCAGGCAACUAUCUUAAGUAAUAAUUUUCCACACCAGUAUUGGCUGUUGUGUGGUUCUGAGAAAUGUAAGACUUUGUUUCAGGUCAUAUGUUAUUAUGGAAGUCGUAUAGAGAGACAUGACUCCACUAGCUUUAGGGUUUGUCAUCAAGCAGGAAACACAAGUCUUUAGUCUGCAACACUAAACAAGUAGGAAGGGUGUUUGACCUGCCAGGGCUAUUUAUGCAUGGAUUUAGGACCAUGUAGGGAUGAGGCCUCGUCUCAAUAACCUCUGUGUGAUCUAAAGGGCACUGUGGAGUGAGACGCUGGUCUGAGAGAGUGUACAGAGUUUAUUGAAAGAGCUAAGAUGUAAAGUGUUUGUAUAUAAUGUAGCAGAUCUGUAGAGGUCUCGGCACCAUACACAGUUAUUUAUGAUAUAAUGCUUUAAAGCACACACACACUGAUUCUAAUAACCAACCCACACUACCAAUCCUUUCUGUGAAAGCCUGAUUUUUUGUUUGUUUGUUUUUGACCCUUUUUGCAUGCAUGAAUGUAAAUUUCCUCCUAAAUGACUGACAGGUGACAUUUGAACCAGAACCCUUUUCUGAUAUUCAUCACUUAAUUCACCUUUUUUUUUUCCUCCGUUCUUUAUUUUUAACAUAUAACUAGCGGUCCAUUUCACUCAUCUUGUGUCCGUAUGUUAUUGAUCUAGUAAAAAAUGAAGGAGUCGCACCACCACUUACUCAACAUUAGUACAAGAACAACCAAAGCAGACUCCGUUCCGUCUGCGAGCGGACCGAGCAAUCACGGGUUUCUACAUCCGUUUUAAGCUGCUUAUGUGCGUUCAUGAUUUUAGACCAGUAUCUGCUUGUCAUGUAGCUGUCAUUUUUGUACAUAGCUGUAAAAAUUGCAAAACAUCACUUUUUUUUUGUUUGUUUGUUUUGUUUUUGUUACCUCAUUUUGUUGACAGUAUCUUUGAUGCAUCCAAACUCCAGAGACCUGAUUAUUUAUGAGCGAUUAUGCUAAUCUAAAAGGGGAGGGGCUCUCACACUAUUUUACUUUUUGUAUUGCUUUUUGUUUUACAGACCAUUUGCAUCACAGUUACGUCAUUACGAUCGAUUGUUCGUGUAAUUAUUAUUAUUAUUGUUAUUAUUUUAUUGAGUUUGUGUCAGCUGUACAGUUUUGUGUUGAAAAAUAUCCCUGAUGCAGAGUCUUAUACUGUAAUGUGUCUCCUUUCAAUAAAGAAAAUUACUUCGUAAUUUAA